CGAGAGCGGCGGGCGGGGAUUGGCCGCGGCGCUGUCACGUGACCCAGGCGGAGGCCGUAUUGUGGUGGAGGGGCUCGUGCCUGUCAGGGUUAGAAGGUGCUGAAAGUACAAAGGAACUGGAAGAGCAGAGACUUGGAGAAAGGUGGAAGUGCUGGAAAAAUAGAUUUGUGGGAAGAAAACUUCUUUGAAAGAUGUGUUGACUAGAAGAAUCUUAUUAGUGGCCCUUGGUAAAACGAGUGCCCUGUGAAAGAUGGGGUUUGGAAGUGAUCUGAAAUAUUCUCAUGAAGCUUUGCUAAGACUGCAGGAUUGGGAAUUACGGCUACUGGAAACAGUGAAGAAAUUUAUGGCCAUGAGAAUAAAAAGUGACAAAGAAUAUGCAUCCACUUUACAGAAUCUUUGCAAUCAGGUUGAUAAAGAGAGUACUUCACAAUUGGAUUAUGUUAGUAACGUAUCUAAGUCAUGGCUCUUUAUAGUGCAGCAAACAGAACAGCUUAGCAGGAUCAUGAAGACACAUGCAGAAGACUUGAAUGCUGGUCCAUUACAUAGACUAACUAUGAUGAUCAAAGACAAGCAACAAAUAAAGAAGAGUUACAUUGGUGUCCAUCAGCAGAUUGAGGCAGAGAUGUUCAAGGUUACAAAAACAGAAGUGGAAAAAUUAAAGUGUAGUUAUAGACAAUUAAUUAAAGAAGUAAAUUCUGCCAAAGAGAAGUACAAAGAAGCUGUGUCAAAAGGAAAGGAGACUGAAAAAGCCAAAGAUCGAUAUGAUAAAGCCACUAUGAAACUCCACAUGUUGCACAAUCAGUAUGUCUUGGCACUGAAAGGAGCACAGCUACAUCAGCACCAGUAUUAUGAUUCUACGCUUCCUCUGUUCCUAGACUCUUUACAGAAGAUGCAAGAAGAAAUGAUUAAAGCAUUAAAAGGAAUCCUUGAAGAAUACAGUCAGAUCACCAGUCUUGUGACAGAAGAAAUAGUGAAUGUUCAUAAAGAAAUCCAGACAUCGGUUGAGCAAUUAGACCCUAGUUCAGAAUAUAAUAGUUUCAUAGAGGCUCAUAGGAUGCCAGAUAUUGAACAACAAGAAAUAACGUUUGAUACUUCUUUAUUGGAAGAAAAUGAAAAUCUUCAAGCUAAUGAGAUUAUGUGGAAUAAUUUGACAGCUGAAAGUUUACAAGCUAUGUUGAAAACAGUAGUAGAAGACUUGAUUCAGACACAGCAGACACUUCUAAAUAAGGAGGAGUUAGUAUUGGAACUGGAAAAGAAGAUAGAAGAAUCUUCUAAGAUCUGUGAAAGGAAAUCUGAUGUUGUGCUUCUGCUAAGCCAGAAGCAGGCAUUAGAAGAACUGAAGCAAACUGUUCAACAACUGAGGUGUACUGAAGUCAAGUUUGCAGCACAGAAAGAACUUCUGCAACAAAAAGUGCAAGAAAAUGAUGGGAAGGAGCCCCCACCAGUUGUACAUUAUGAGGAAGAUGCCAGAUCAGUAUCUUCUAUGGAUAAGAAAGAAAAAGUUUCCAGGUUUGAUACCAUUCGGCACUCCAUUGCUGGUAUGAUAAGAUCUCCAAAGUCUAUGUUGGGCUCUUCAUCGUUCUUUGAUGUGAUAUCAACUAGUGAAAAACCCUUGGCAGAUCAAGAUUGGUACCAUGGUGCAAUUCCAAGAGUAGAAGCGCAAGAACUAUUAAAACAGCAAGGAGACUUUUUGGUGCGGGAGAGUCAUGGGAAGCCUGGUGAAUAUGUCCUUUCUGUGUUUUCAGAGGGACAAAGAAGACACUUCAUCAUACAAUAUGCUGAUAAUCAAUAUAGAUUUGAAGGAACAGGUUUCUCAACUAUCCCUCAGCUUAUAGAACACCAUUACACAACAAAACAAGUGAUAACAAAGAAAUCAGGUGUUGUUCUACUGAAUCCUGUUGUCAAGGAUAAGAAAUGGAUUCUCAAUCAUGAAGAUGUUACACUGGGAGAAUUACUGGGCAAAGGUAAUUUUGGUGAAGUGUACAAGGGAACAUUAAAAGAUAAAACCCCUGUUGCUGUAAAAACAUGUAAAGAAGACCUUCCUCAGGAACUGAAAAUUAAGUUUUUAUCAGAGGCCAGGAUACUCAAACAAUAUGAUCAUCCAAACAUUGUAAAGCUUAUAGGAGUGUGCACGCAAAGGCAACCUAUUUAUAUUGUUAUGGAGCUUGUUCCUGGAGGUGAUUUCCUCUCCUUUCUGAGAAAGAAGAAGGAUGAACUAAAAACCAAGCAGUUAGUGAAAUUUGCAUUAGAUGUUGCUGCUGGGAUGGCAUAUCUUGAAUCGAAAAAUUGUAUACACAGGGACCUUGCUGCAAGGAACUGCCUAGUAGGAGAGAACAAUGUUCUGAAAAUUAGCGACUUUGGAAUGUCUCGUCAAGAAGAUGAUGGAGUAUAUUCCUCUUCAGGAUUAAAGCAGAUUCCUAUCAAAUGGACUGCUCCAGAAGCUUUGAAUUAUGGUCGAUACACUUCUGAAAGUGAUAUAUGGAGUUACGGAAUCUUCCUCUGGGAGACCUUCAGUUUAGGUAUAUGUCCAUACCCAGGAAUGACUAAUCAGCAGGCACGGGAACAAGUGGAGAAAGGCUAUCGAAUGUCAGCUCCUCAGAAGUGCCCAGAGGAAAUCUAUAAAAUAAUGCAGCGGUGUUGGGAUUACAAUCCUGAAAUGAGACCAAAAUUCAGCGAGAUUCACAAAGAGCUCUAUGCAUUGAAAAAGAAAGUGACAUCAUGAGAAAGUAGCAGGACUCAAACUACAGGACCCUUUUCCUUUUCAGAAAAUUAAUAUUUUAUGUCAUGAACAUUCUGCAUUUCUGCAUCUUUUUUCAAUAUUCUUCUAAGAUUCCUUUUUUUUUUUAGGGGAAAAAAAACCUUCAAAUGUGUCCAGGCUGGAAAAUGUCAAAGAUACCUAUGUUAAAGAGAGAGUGCUUACCAAAUGCUUUAUUUGCAAAUGCAGUGAUGUUUCAUUUAGGUUCUAUGCAAAUAGACAAUGAGUAGAUGUAAGGAACUGUCACUUCUUUAUGUUUCUGUGAUAAACUCUUAACAGUGUUUUAGGGCCUGUUUUUCUGCUUCUGAUUCCAGGUUCUCACAGCAGUCAUACCUGAAACUUGGGCAGUAUAGUUCCUACAGAAUUUAAAACUGAAGGCAGAGUUUUCAGGAUUACCUUGAUUUAAAAGACUAUACAAUAUAGUGCUCUGGGAGGAAAAUCUAAUAGAAUCUUGGCUAUGUGUGUAUUAUUCAUUUAAAAGUAACAUAAUAUAAAAGCUUAACUAUAGAAUGAGGAAUGCAUGCAGACAUUUCAAGACAGUAAACAUUUCUGAUAGUAGGCAUUAUUUAUUUCCAGUUUUAAAGCAAGGAAAAGAAGCACAAUUCUCCAGCGAAACAUGCACAAAUCUAUGUGUGGUCUUAACUUUUAUCUGCAUAGACUGGAGAAGAAUAAAUCCAAAGCUGACUCCUAACCUGUGAUAUAUCUGUCAGGAAAUACUGCAGAGAGGGAAGAGCUGUGGAAGCAUACACUUGUUUUUGAAUGUUCACAUUCAGAAAUGCUGUCAGGAAAAAAAACUUGUUUGAAAAUGAGAGCGGCAUAUAAUGAAGUAGCAUUGAUUUUUGAUAAGGAAGAGGAAGUGAAUUAUGUGAUUGGCUUUUGGAGCUCUGUGAAUUGUUGUUCCUGUCUGUAUGCAGCUGAAGCUAGGAAAAGGCGGCUGGGGAGGGGGAUAUAUUCUGUAGGCAUUCUUUCCAAAAGGAGUGAAAUGUCCCAAUUAUACAUAUGUGAAUGAAAUGUGAUCUUCUGUACAUAUCUGGCACUCUGAAGAUGCUACAAAUUUGAAACAUUCAGUAGGACUCCAAUUUUCAAAUUGCACCCACAUUCUGCUAGGUUUAUUCAAUAGACAGUUUUCAUACACAGAAUUAAAAGUUGAUGUCAACAUAUAUGUGGCCUCUGGGCAAAACAGAACAAGAAGACUGUUUUGAGGCUCCAGUGGGAGCUUCAUACAUAAAUUUAUGGUAUAUGCUCAAGCAUCUUCAAAAUUGGCUUCAAAUUGUGUUGUUUGGUACAGUAGCACCAAGAUGUUGGUGAAGUCUUUGAUGUCACUACAUGUUACCUGUUUAGCUGGCCCCUCAGGCCACAGCACAUUUGUUCUUCUGUAUGAUUUUGUGGUAGUAAAGUGAUGAAGUCAAGCAGGGUGUUUGCUACUUGUAGUCUAGAAAGGUUGAUGCCAUUAAGGUGAUGAUAAAAUGUAAUGUUGGUGUAAAAUGGUGAAGCGUUGUAUCAGAUGACACAUUCUCCAGCAAAUGUGGAGUUGUUAGUAAUCUGGGUCAGGAGAGUCAAGUCCUUCUUGACUCAUGCACAAACAAUGGUCUAUAAAUUCAGAAUCUAGUGUAGCAGCAAAAGGGUUGGGAAGGAAAAUGUAGUGUUACAUACUUUACCCUGGAAUUUUCUUGUUUAGCAAUGGGCAUACACUGAUCUUAAAAUAGUUUAUUUAUCACAAAUGGGAAACAUUACUUGAUUACUGUGAUCCUAAAGGGAUCCAAAAAGAGUGUGCCUUAAUUCACUGGCAUUCCAAAUGCUCAAGGACUAAGUGCUAGCUAGCACCACAUGGGAAACACCACAGAUUUGCCCAAUUGUAGAUCUUCAUCUAUGCAUACACUAAUGUAUAAAUGUAAGGACAAGAAUGUAUUUCCUUUUAUUCACUGUGUUCUUAAUUUUUCUUUUAAGGGCUAAUAUUUUUAUAUAGGAGAGGGUAUACCAUUUCUCAAAGUCUUUUGAAUGUACUGUUCUGUGUCUUAAUUUGAUGAGCAGGACACCCUGUCCUGAUCUUCUUGUACAGAUGUAAAGGAUAACUGCUAUUUAUAUUUCAUUUAUGCAAGCAGUUCAAAUUUGCAAUUCAUGUCAGACUGCUGAUCAGAUUGAAAAGCGUUUUUCUAAACAUGGAAUACCAGUAGAAUUUUAGAUAUCAGUUUCAAUUUGGGACAUUACCUUAGUUGAUUUGUUCUCAUGAAGCAUGUUUGAUGAGUUGACAGCUGAAAGGUAUUUGUAUUUUACACAGUUUUAUGGACCACUGUGUUCUUAACAUGUAACUUAGUAAAACAGUGCUCCUGUCACUGAAAACAGUUUCAGCUGUUUAUAUUAGGAGGUUAAAUUAAUAUCAGGCAGAUUUACACAUGAUUUAAUAUUGGCUGCGAAGAUAUAAUCAAGAGGAAGAGAUGGGCCCAAUGUGUCCUGGUGAAUUAAUGGCAGAAAGUCAAAACAUUGCAUUAUUUGAAAACUGGGCUUUGUGACAGAACAAAGUUAUAAUUCUCCAGCCCACCUUGUGGGAAUAUGCAUUGUUAAAUAGGACAUUGCCAUUUGUCUUCUUCCAUAGCUGUAAACAUCAGUUGAGUUUGGAAUUGCUGAGAUUGGAGAUGUCUAGGAAGUCAACGUGCCGCAGUGUGCUCAUUUCAUAAUUAAAAGCCAAAACUUUUGAAUAUGCCAUAUAAAAGGCAGUUUGAACUCAGUGAUUUGAGUCCCUUUGCAUAAUUUUUCAUUUUUCAGAAUUAUGAUUUUUUUAAAAAAAUUAAUGUUAAAUUCCAAGCAAAUAUGACAUCCUGCAAAUUAGAAGCCUCUUAUUUAAAAUGUGCAAUGUGGCAAACUCAUAUGAAGAUAUCAUGUCCACAGUGAAUAAUCGUUUACAGAGACACAGAACUUUUAGUAACUUUCCAUUUUGCAAAUAUUUAUUGAGUGUUACAGCUCUUCAUUUGAAAGGUGAAGCAAUUCAUAUAUUUAGCAAAUACCACCUCUUUGUUUACUAAAAAAAUUCAAGUAAAUACUAGAACAGUUUGGUAAAUAGAAAGUUAUGAAGAUAAGCCACCAGCCUAUUUGUUUAGAAAACAGUUUUAUCACUUUACUUAUUAAACUGUGCUGCUUAUUUUCAUCUUUUAUCAUCUAAUGUUACUGCAUAGUCUAGUGACCUUGACAGCACAAUGUAGGCAAAUACAUUACCAAAAGAAAACAGUUAUAACUACAGCCUUUGCUAUUAUAUUUAAUCGGCUGGUCAAAUUUUGUAGCAGUUACUUUCUCACAGAAAUUACCAAAAAUUGCUUUCAAGUCCACCAUUUUUAGUUGGGGUUAAGUUUGGAGGCUCUUAGAAAAGUUCACUAGAGAUGCAGUUUUCUUUUUUACAAUUUGCAGUGGUUCUGUCUCGGACAAAUGAGAUGUGCUGUUUUUAUUUUAUAAUAUACAUAUAGGAGUGCAAUGUUAGAGCCAAAGUAAUAUCUCUCAUAAAUGGUGUGUGUCACUAGGCUGGCUUUGUUCAAGGCAGCUAGACAGAACCCUGUGUGACCCGGGAUGUAUAGGAGGAGGUUAGUUAUGCCCCCCCCCCCUUUAUCAGUAAUAUUUUCUCACCAACAUUUCCCCUCAAACCUACCUUUGCUGCAAGUAGCUUUGGCAAAGAUAGAACAUGUUUAAGUCAGAAAAUGGCUUGUGGGAGUUCUUCCUUUUCCCUGCGCUGUGGUCUCGAUUCAGAUCAGAAGCUGGUGAUUUUAUUGUUUUUAAGGAAAUUACCCUGGCCAGUCCAAAAUUAAUGUAAAACAUAGCUUGGUUCUUACUUGUUUUUUAUUAUUAUUAAUUUAGAUAAGAAAAUAGACUUUUUGUGGUCCUGUAAUGCCCAAGUCUAAGCCUUGAAUAACAAAAUCAGAUUCACUACUAACUACUAUGGUGAAAGAAAUAUAAUGAAUUAAUUGAUGAGCAAAGAGGAAUCCUUAAAUGCAUUUCCUUUUGCUUAUCUAUUAAUUAAAUUAAAUUAAAUUAAACUGGCAGAAAAUUUUAUGGAGGGCAAUAAUCAUCAUCUGAGAAAUAUAAUGCAGAACAUAAUCCUACUGGUGUUUUUUUUUUUCCCUUUAAAGUUUGUCAUCCUUUUGUGUUAUAAUUGUUCUGAUAGUUUGGGGUUUUCUUUUUUGAGCUUAGUGAUUGUCUUACAGGUCCAUCAACUGCUGCUUUCUUGAAACCUAAAGCAGAACCUGGUUGAACUGUUGCCCGGAUAUCACUCUUUCCUCCCUCAGAUGUUAGAACGUUAGAUCUUGAAACACUGAAAAAUAUAGAGAAGGGCAAGUGCACACAGUUGAAAGUUAUAUCCCUCUUUCUCUUUAUCACUUGUCAGUAACUACAAACAGGAAAGGAAGAUUUUGGAAAUCUAGAUAGCUCAAAGAAGCUGGUUUUCUCAAAACUCAUUGUGGAGCAAUUGAGAAUAGGAUGCAGAAAUAUUCAUUUUGGAGGUAUUCAGAAAUUUUCAUCUUCAGUUUAGAAUGUUCAGCGUAUUAUAUACAGUAAAGUUUCAUGCAUGCACCAAAAUUUGCCACUGGCAUCAGAUUUUCAAGCUACUUGUUCUGCUUCAGUCUUUGUGCAUCAAGGUUCAAGGUCUUGAAUUUUUCAGGUUCAUCUUUCAUACAGUUAGGCACCCUAAAUGAUGGGUGUUCCCAUCGAUAUGGAAGAUUAUAAGCAAAAUCUGCCAUCAGUUAGCAACAAAACAUCCUUCCCUUGGAUCUUCAACCUCAUUGCACAAAGGUGAGGAGUAGGCCGUAUAUAAUAGAUCAAUAAUCUAGGCCUUAAAUCAUAAGAGGGAAUAGCACAGUCUAAUGCUAGGGCAAUGCAUAGCUGCCCAUAAAGAUUCCUUUGUACAUAGGAAUUGCAUAACUAAAGGAAAUUUCUUUUAGGAUCUGCCAGUAGGAGACUUGAAUGUCUAUGGACUAUAAUGUAUUGGGUUAUUUUUUUUAAAAAAAUUUCACAGAUGUGACAAGAUGAUAGAGAAAAAUUAGACAAAACCACAAACAAAGUUCAUGAAACUGACACAAAGCUUCUCCAACAACCUUGCUUUGAAGGAAACUUGAACUUCAGAUAUUUUUACCUGAAUGUCAAAUAGCAAUUGUAUUUUCAAAAUUAGGAACCACCAUGAAAUGACAUGGUUUAGUGAAGUAAAAGUGCAGUUUAUGAUUGCAUAGAGCACCUGCUCAGAGCUUGAAAAUGUUUUAUUUUAGCCUCUGAUUCCCAGACUCCCUGAGGCAGUAUGGUCACAGGUCAUGCUGUUUGAAGGAUUCUGGGAGUUGUAAUAACUUUUCUCUAUGCAUGCAUAAAAUACUAUUUUAUUGAAGAAUUGAUCAAUUGUACAAGUCAUGUGAAAAACAUAGCAAUCAAAAGUGGCACGUUGACAAACCUGCUUAUAAUUACUAGCAGGUUUGCAUCAGUGAUAUAAUUUUAGCUCUGAUUGUAAAAUGCAGACUGCCUCAUAUGACAGAAGUAGGAUUUCAUGUACAUCAAGGGAAGACAGAAAAACCCUCCAGGAGUGCCAUUAGCAAUAGAAUCCAAGCAGAACUGUACAUAAGAAAAGAACACUUUCUAAGCCAAAGGAAAGAGGUCAGUGCUGUGUUAUUAAUUUACAGAGGAAAGAUUCUUCUUCAAAGAGAGAAAUGCAAGAACAGCCAGCACAAACAUAUCGGAUUAGUUGUUUUCCAGUGUAUCCUGGAUAACACAGGAAAUUAUUAUUUUUUAAAAAAAUGCCUUUAGAAAAAUGCAGAGGAAAGGAAAAAUACAGGCUCCUUAGUUUUGUAGACCAGCAGAAUAAUAAUAAUAAUAAUAAGUAUGUAUAGUAAACCUGACCCACCCUUAGAGUCUACCUGUGUUGAAAAUCUCUGGGGAAUGAAUUCUGUCUCUUUGUUGUCCUGAUUCUGUUCUUGUGAUAUAGUUGGCUCUUCAGUUGUAGAAGAGCUGGAUUCGUGAAACACUUUUACAACAUAAUUCUAUGCCACCAAAUGCCAUCUGUGUCAGGCCUUACACCAUAACAUACUCCACAAAGAUGUAUGACUCACCCAUGUGCUUUAAAAUGAAUAUUUGCUCUUUUUAAUGCCUAAGGAAUUACAUGAUGAUGUGAUGGGAGAAGAAUCACAUUUCUCUACAGGAAAAACAUGGUUGAUUUGACAGCUGUAGAUGAGGUAUUUUUCCAAUUACAUUUUACUUUUACUUUUUUUCCUUCUUGUGCUCAUUGCACAAAAUUGGAUAUGGUCACUGGGGCGUAUUUGACUAACAAGAGUUUAAGAAUGUUAAACAUUUUGCAUGGGGACACUGCAAUAGUUUACAGUUUUUUACAUACACAUAUUCUGGUGUAGAUGUGUGGUUUUCUUUUCUUUUCUUUUUUUUUAAGUUACUGCCAAUAUACUCACCAGCAGGUUUAAUAUCAGGUAAAGCACCUUUUAUGCUCUUUGUUGUUUAAAAAUAAUAUAUUUGUGAAACACAUUUGAUAAUACAUAACACUGGAAAGGAUUGCAUCUUCCCAAAAAGUGCAGGUGCUAACAAAGGGAGGAAGGGAAGCUUUGAGUGGCUUUCCUAGCUUUUAACAAGAGUCGGAAUGAUAGCUUAUGUAUACUUUCUUAGUUGUCUGUCAUUUGUAAUAUUAACAGAUCUACAUUUUAUCUUUUAUUUAUUUGCCAAUUUUUUAAAUAUUCACAUUUGAACUGAACCUUAUUUCACUUUCCUAGCCUGUUAUAAGAAGGGAUCUUCUGUGUUCAUAGUACAUUUGCAGAUAAUUUUGAAUGGGAUCUUUCUCUUUGACUGGACCAAUUACCACUAACCAGGUCUAUAAGACCUUUUUUUACUGUAUUCUUUCAAUAAAUGUACAAUGUUUGUA
Messenger RNA from Sceloporus undulatus (fence lizard), 9638 nucleotides. RefSeq names its product FER tyrosine kinase (gene FER). Bases 251 to 2722 code for a protein of 823 amino acids. Gene Ontology annotation, biological process: regulation of mast cell degranulation; Fc-epsilon receptor signaling pathway; regulation of actin filament polymerization. Lineage: Eukaryota; Metazoa; Chordata; Lepidosauria; Squamata; Phrynosomatidae. The record is from RefSeq and is a predicted model, not a curated record. The transcript has 20 exons. Gene Ontology annotation, molecular function: non-membrane spanning protein tyrosine kinase activity; ATP binding.